Molecule: messenger RNA, 303 nt
Organism: Camellia sinensis
Lineage: Eukaryota; Viridiplantae; Streptophyta; Magnoliopsida; Ericales; Theaceae
Source: RefSeq, a predicted model, not a curated record
AUGGCAUAUCGCCUUGCACUGCCACCUGAACUGUCCAAUGUUCACAAUGUGUUUCACGUUUUAAUGUUGCGACGGUAUCUUCAAGAUCCAGAGCAUGUUGUGGAUUAUGAGGACCUGAAAGUUCAAGAAGAUCUCUCUUAUGAAGAACAACCAGUACAGAUUCUAGAUCGUCGUGAUUAUGUUCUCCAAAACAAGACCAUACCUCUGGUAAAAUUCUUAUGGCGAAAUCAUCGUGUUGAAGAAGCUACGUGGGAAACGGAGAAUCAAAUGCGGGCCCGAUAUCCACACCUUUUCAAAAACUAA